GGUAAAAUUAUAAGUUUGUUUAUUUGUGAUUCACACUGAUUAUGUUCUAAUACAUGUACCUUACCACUAAACAUCUAAAUGCUCAGGUGAAAUUCUUGUAUCCUGAUGAAUAUCUAUGUUUGGACAUUUGUGAAUGAACAUGAAUGGAAUACCUGAGGGUGGGAUGACUAAUUAACAGUGUUUAAUAUAUUGAUUAUAAAGUAUUGAUGUUUGGAAAAGGAUAUGUAUAAAUAAGGAAUUGAAACUAGAGAGCUAAAAAUGUAAACUUUGUAUGUGAAGAUGACUGUUGCUGUGACAACAGGUUUGUUGUCCCAGUCGACUGCUGUAGCUGUUGGUGGUCUGGUUUCCUGUGUUGUACUGUUUGUACUGGUUCUACUUUGUGUUUGUGGAGACAGUGACAAAAGGAAAGAAGAUGAAAUAGCAGAUAUUGGCAAAAGUGUAGGUGGUACUUUUAUCAAAAAUGAAUCCUUGGACCCCCAGAGUGUAGUUAUCAAUGUUGAUAAUGGGGUAACACCAGUAGAAAAUGGUCAUUUACCACCAGAACCGGGGUCAAGAAGUUCCUACAGAAGUUCUGGUUCUUCACCUCAGCCUGGUGGACAACGGGAAUUACCAGCGCCACCUACAUCCUCUUUAAAUUCCUCCCUCAAAACAGGAGAAGAUGAGGAGGAUGAAGAUGCUGAUUAUGAUCAUCUUACUACAUCUAAAACUUCAGCCAAGCGUGCCUCAAAUUAUGACCACAUUAAGAUGUCUGCCGAGGGAAAAGUUCAAGUAGAAGAACAUAAAACCUCAGAACAUUUUUACAGUGAAGUGAAAUCCAAGAAAGAGAAAGACAAUGUGAUGAUUGAUCGGCCAUUAUCUAGUGCUAAUAAAGUGGCAGAGGAUGAAGAAGGAGAUUAUGAUACUCUUAAUGAAGGAAGUGAUGGCUCAGUGGCAGAGGUCAAAAGAGUGUCAGUUAUCAAGGUUAAAUCAAUUGAGGAUCCAUAUGCUAAAUUGAAAGAGGAAGGUUCUGGUGGAAGCUUUACUGACAUUGAUCCUUAUUCCAAGGUCAAGGACGAUCCUUACUCAAAGUUUAAAGAUGACUUUGAAUCAGAUUCGGGUCAAAGUUUUAAUCCAUAUUCCAAAGUAAAGGAUGAUCCAUAUUCCAAAGUUAAAGAUGAUCCUUAUUCCAAAGUGAAAGAUGAUCCUUAUUCUAAAAUGAAAGAUGAUCCUCAAUAUUCUGGGGUCAAAGAUUAUGACCCUUAUAAUAGAGUUGAUGAUGAUAUUGAUUCACUAGCCAAUAGUCAGAUUGAGGAUCCGUAUAAUAAAGUGAAUGAAAGAGACAUGGAAAGUGGUGCUUCAGGAACAUCUACAGUUAUUGAUGCAUAUGCAUCAGUAGAACCAAAGUCUUCAAGAACCAAUCAAGUCACAAGGAUAAAUGUUACAAAAAGUGCAAAUAUAUCACACAAUGGAACAGAGUUUAAUAUUGUGGAAAAUUCCACCAAUGAAUAUGCUGUGGUGAUGAAGUCGAGGUCUGACACAACACCUACACCUACCUCACAACAUCCAUUUACUUUCCAGUCCCAGGAAACUGAUCCUUACAUGUUACCUCCAGAACCUCCAAGAAGAUAUAAUGAGUAUGCUGAGCCUGAUGAUGCUAUACUUGGUGGAGCAGGGUCACAAAGGUCAUCAGUUCAAGGAGAUUCACAGAGGUCUUCAAUGGUGCAGAUUAGUUCACAAAGGUCAUCAUUGGUGCAGAUAGGUUCACAAAGGUCAUCAUUAGUACAGAGUGAUUUGUCAUCACCAGAUCAAGCAGUUGCACCUGGUGCAGGUGCAGCAGGAACAACACAGCAGACCUCACAGAAAAGAGAACCACCAUAUCACAAGAUAACAGCUAGAGAAUCCUUAGCUAGUAUCAACCAAAGAUUGGCCAGAAAUACUUACGAAACUGUAGCUGAAACUGAGGCUGAUGUACAGGCAGAAGCUGUAACGUUACCAUUAUUGGAAAACUUCUACGCAACAGUUGAAGGUGGCUCUGGAGAUGGUGUUGUUACUAAUCAAGGUAACCAUGGUAGCAGGAAUAGAUUAAAUCAAUCUCCAAGUAUGGACCAUUACGCUGAAAUAGGUGCAACAGGAGGACGUUCAAGUAAUGUUCCUGCCCCUCCUUCCCUGGACAGUUUACACAUAAUGACUAAAUCAGCUGAUGGAAGACUACCAAAUGGAGCUGGCUCACCAGUAGAGAGUAACUCUAAUCACAGGAGGACCUUGUCUAACCAGGAGACGGUAACUCUGGAUCCUAAUUACCAGACUGUGAGAGACUGUAUAUCUGACAUGGCAGCGUCAGCAGAUCCUAAUUAUGAAAGUGUUCAAGAAGCAGAAUCUAAGCGACCUUUUAGUAUUGUGACAAAACAAAAUGGAACCAAGUUAAUUAGAGAACACUAUUAUGAGGAAGUCAAGCCUGCAAGUGAAGCAGACAAUGUAAAGAAAAGAGUUCUGAGGAGUCAUAUGUAUGAAGACAUUGAUGAUGUGAAGGAACAAAAGAAACAAUUGAAAAAAAAUCCAAAACCUGAUGAUGUGUGGAAAAGAAGAUCUGAUGCAGAAAAUAGUUAAUUGUAUUUAUGUAAACAAUUUAUAUUCAAUUUAACACUCUACUUAUUAACAGUUUUAAAAAAAAUAGUAUAUAAAGCAGUUUUUUGUUGUUAAAUAUUUGGUUGUCACACUUAACAUUUAAAUUGUCUGUUGUCAAACAUACUGUAACUUUGUUAUAUGAAGUGUUGCAGGACUGUUAAUCAUAGGAAGGGGGGUUACUCUAUAUUAAAUGACUUUUUGCUGUGCAGUAUAAGAAACAUGGUUUUUAUUAUAAAGGUUGAUAAUUAAUUUAUUUUUUAAUUUUCUUUGAAUUUUACAAAGCAAGUUUUAUUAAUUCUUUUUUGAUAGUUGUUAGUGAAGAUGAUUUCAAGGUUGACUGUAAAAUGUAAAAAGUGUCAGAAUCAAACAUUUUUAAUUUUCUAUUAGAAAGAAACAAGUCUUGUGAUCUUCUAGAUUUUGAGUAAAAUGACUCUGUUUAAGUCUGUAAGGUCAAAAACAAAAUUAAUGAAAAGUAUUUGUUUCAAUCAGAAUGUAAGUGGUUGUCAUUUCCCUUUAGAUUGUCAUCUUCAUCUUUCCCCAGAUUUCCCUGUUGUUACAGUAUUAUCUACAAUCUUUGAUUUUCUUCAGGAAUAUCACAAAACGUUUUUCAGACUCUUUUUUAUUUAAAAUUCUGUUUUUGCCAUUGAACAACAUGGUUGUGUUAAUUUAAUCAAUGUUCUUUCUUUUUUUGUACAUCUAUGUUAGAUUUAUAUUUAUUCUUUUAUACAUAAUUAUGUGUGAUCAUAAAAUAUCACGGACACAAUUUCUCUGUUUUUAUCAGAUUCAACUAAUUUCUAACAUGUGAACACUGGAAUUUUAUAAAUGUUGUUCAAAUUUUUUUGAAAAUAGGUAUGAAUGCAUUAAAUAUCCACAGGUUUGCAAUCUAAACAUUUCUUGUAUGAGCCUCUUAUUUGCCAAUCAAAUUACAUUGAAACUUCAAUCAUCGUUCAACUAAAAAAUGGUGCAAAUUAAGCAUUUAUUUUGGCAUAACUGAAAUAUAACCUUGUGGCACUACUAAAAUACUGCAUUUUUCAAAUGUUAUUGAUAUUUAUGAUGACCAAUGUUCACAGUGUAUAUCACAUCCUGAUUGCAUCAGCAGUAUUUUUUACAACAUUUUCAAUAUUUUAGUUUUCUGCAUAAUAAAUUGUUUUAUAUAUCUUUUACAAAUGUAAUAUUUUUUUAUUGACAAUUUUUUGAUGCAUUAAUGUUUUUCUUUUGGAUUCUUUGAUUUACUUUACAAUCUUAUUUUUUAUUUGAUUAACAUCUUCUCAUUGAAAACUAUUUAUAAGAUCACACACAGGCUGUGUUUUUUUUUGUUAGACACAACAAUUUUCUUUUUUCCUUACUUUUAAUUUUUUAAAUUUUGAUAGAAUCAUGGGAAAUACAAUCAAAUUACCUAUCCAUAUUUAUUAUGAUAGUUUGAUUGUAACAUUAAUACUGCAAUAGCAUUUCUUGAUAUAUGAAAAAAUUUAGUCCAAGUUAGUAAACUGUAUAGGGGAGAUAACUCAACUAGAAUUUUCAAAAUUCUGAAUAUUUCUAAGAUUUUGUAUACACAUUCAAAGUCUAUUUAAUGACUUUGGACAAUUUUAGACACAUUUUGAUAAUAUUGCAUUAAUAUGUUUGAUACAUCUUUUGCAAAGACUGUAAUGUUAUGAGCUUUGAAUCGCCUGACAAAAUUUUUAAAUUGUAAUGUAAGACUUCUAAUUUACUCUAACCUAGUUGCUACCACUUCUGAGUCAAUCAGUUACUUGUUAAUUGUUUUAAUGAUCUAGAUUCAAUGAUCUAGAUGCAUAGAGAAAUGUUUUGUCAAUGUCUGCUUUACCAUAAUAAGGAAAUUUAGUUUAAAUUUUAGUCCACCUACAUCUUACUCUCAAUUGAAUGAAAGUGUUGCAUGAAGAGCAGCAGCUAAGUUAUGGGUGAUAAUAUUUCAUUUUGUCACACUUUCUAGAAUGCUAUCAAAUGGCCUUGUCAGUCUGUAUUGUUUGCAUUGGAAAAUUAAUUACCGUGAUGUUUCAUUGAUUUACAAGAAAAGUAAUAUAGAUCCAUUUCUUUUGUAUUUUUGAUGCUGCAUUGAAGUUUAUGAUAAAAUCAAUCAGGUCAACAGAUAAAUCAUAUUCUUGUAAAAAAUAUCAGGUCUAAUUCUACAAACAGUUUAAAACAACAUUUCUAUGAAAUAAGAUUAUUUUGCACAACAUACUUAAACAUGUCAUACUUCUGCAACUGUAAAUCUGUUUAGGUUUAUACAUUUGUAAUUCUUAUUUACUGUUUCUUUUGAAAAUACUGCUUGUAUUUAUUAUUGUAAUUAUAACUAGUGAUAAAAAAUGAUAGCUUAAUAAAAAAUAAAGUGAUUUCAUGAAAUGCUCCAUACAAAUAAGGCAAUCAAACAUGAAACACUCCAUACAAAUAAGGCAAUCAAAAUUGAAAAUGCUAGUUUUGAUUAAUGUGUGACCAAUCAUUUUGCAAUUCAUAUAAAAAGGUGCAAAUAAUUCUUAAGACAAUAGUUGAAAUAAUCAACUUCUCAAUUCACACUAUUUCGAAAGAACAUAGUAUAUUUAAUAAUGCCUAGUUCUACCAACUAUAUCUACUUAAAACAAAUUGCUUAUUCUACAAUCAUAAAUUGAUUAUAAUCCUGGUACCUUUGAUAACUUUUUGAUAACUGAGAAUGCAUAUUUUUUAUGGUUGACUUGGAUUUACCUCUGUCUAAGGCUAAGUCAAAAUUUAAAUUUAAGAUAAAUAUAUCUUUGGUUUCGUGGAUAAUUAAAAAAAAAAAUGGACUUACAAAGACAAUUUAAGUAUGUAUUAUUCUGUUUCUGAUACAAAAUUAGUUCUCUGUUCUGGUCUGUUUUGUCUAGUUUCAUAUACAGUUAAACCAGUAUCUAGAGGUAUUUAUCUGAGACCUACAUUAGAGUUGCCAUGGAUCAAUGUACAGUGCAAUAACCAGCAUCUAUACCUAUGUAUUGCUUUAAAUAACAAAAUGAUAGAAUUAGAUGUAGACUAAAUGUUGUGAAAUACUUAGAAAUACAUUAAUUUAUAUGUAAUUUAUAAUUGUUUGGCUCCAAUUUUAACCUAACAUGAUAGUUUUAUUUAUUUAUUUGUAGUUUUAGUAUUGUAUUUAUGAGGUUCUUUGAGAUGAUUUCAUAGUUGUUUUUUAUGGAAAUUAUUUUGUUGAUUUGGGUUGUUUGUUUAUUUCGUACGCUGACCAACCAUUAAUUAAUCAUUUUAUAAAAAUGUAAUUUAUGUUAGAUUUAUAAGUUUUUUUCAAAGUAAAAAAAGAAGUCUCUUUGAUAAUAUCAAUAAUGUUUCUCAUAAAACUGGUAACUAAAUGAUAUUGAAAACUAAUUGAUUUUAAAUGCUUUUUAAAAAUAACUUCAUGUAUGUACAUAUUUUGACAAAUUUUGCAUUCAUAAUGGGAGAUAACUCCAAAUAUCCUGAUCUAAUACCUGCAGACUUAUACUACAAAGUGACACAAACCCAGUAAUCAGGGAUUAAGUUUACAGGAUUUUCUUUAUGCAUAGUAAAAUAAUUGAAAGUUCAUCUAUGAUUUAGCUUCAUUAGGCAUUAAUAAAACUUAAGGGUAAUUUUGGAAAUUUAUGAUUUUUUUUAAAUUUUAUUUUCAUGGUGUGAAUUUUGAAAGUAGAGCUCAUUUCCUGCAUUUAAAAUGUUCUUGACCAUCCUGAUCAAUCAUGUUAGACAAGUUUUGUUAUAUUUUUCAAGCACAAAGAUAGGUCUAUUGCAGUAAAAUGUUUGUAGACAGUCUUUUUAUUGUUUUAGCUUUACAUAUCAAUAAGUUCCUAUUUAUACCAUUAUGUUCAUUUUCCAUUAAUCAGAAUUUCAUUCAUAAGAAUUAAUUGAUAUUAUUGAGAAUAUCACUAUUGUUAUCAGUCUUUAAUUGAUGUAAUCCAGGAAUAAAACUGAUUAAAACACAAAUUUUGAUAGUAAA
Messenger RNA from Mytilus trossulus (common blue mussel), 6544 nucleotides. RefSeq lists its product as uncharacterized. The coding region runs from base 280 to 2586 and encodes 768 amino acids. NCBI's taxonomy places the organism in Eukaryota, Metazoa, Mollusca, Bivalvia, Mytilida, Mytilidae. The transcript has 9 exons. The record is from RefSeq and is a predicted model, not a curated record.